AUAUAUAUAUUCUAUAAGAAUCUAAUAAGUGUUGAAAGUAAUCAAAAGCCAGCAACAUCUUAUUGGUAUAAUUCCGCAACUUUGCACAAUGAAUUAAGUAAACAAAUUGUAGGUGCAAGUCAAUAAAGGAUUUUCCAUCUUAUUUUAGUCUUUACCUAUUAUCACGUUACUGUGUAAACGUGAAGAUAAGUUCCCUUCCUCCUUAGUUUGACGAUCUCUACAGUUAAUUGACUUUUGUGACUUGUGUCAUGGUUCGCUUAACACGUAAAGAACAUCAGGAUAAAAUAAAUCUUUUAGCCAGUAUCAACAAAGUGAAUAUUGUUGAUGAAGUCGAGGCCACUGACAACGAUGGGUUUAAGCAUAUUAACGAUUAUAAAUCGCUUUCACGUUAUUCGGAAAAUAAUGAUAUUUUUCUUAAGGGCCUCUUGCUAAGCAAUCCAUCAACACCAAAGGAGCUUUUGUUAAAUCCCAUAAAACCAGAAGUGGUGCCAGCUUUUUUGCCAGCUCAUUUAAACAAUAAACCAAUUUGCGACGAUAUCAUACGGAAGUUUUCGCCCUCCAGACGUUUGGAAUCGCGCGAAUUAGCCAAGCUAUUAAACCAACCACAUUUUAGGGCCCUUAUACGCGCUCACGAUGAAAUAGGUUAUCUCUAUGAGAAUCGUUUAAAAGCUGCCGGUGGUUCACUUGUUAAAUUGGAGAAAAUAUCUCAGCGUAAGUCGGGCGGUUAUCUUUUCCCUCCGGAAAUCAUAAAUAGUACAAUGCCCGUUGAAACAAUUAAAAUGGUUGGUUUGCGUCGCAUUCCAAAGCAACCAUUGGGUCUUACGGUUGAAUUAGAUGAUCAUAAGCAAUUGGUAGUUGCCCGUAUAUUAGCUGGCGGUGUUAUUGAUAAGCAGGGCUUAUUACAUCCCGGGGAUGUUAUUUUAGAAGUCAAUGGUAUACCUGUUCGUACACCCGAUGAACUAAAAAUUGAAGUAUCACGAGCCAAAGAGAAUCUCACCCUAAAAAUUGGCCCUAACGUCGAUGAAGAAAUACGUUCGGGACGUUUAACAAGUGGCCAGUGUUACAUGCGUGCCUUAUAUACUUACAAUCCCUCAGAUGAUUCCUUACUGCCAUGCAAAGAUAUCGGUUUGGCUUUCAAAUCCGGUGAUAUUUUACAGAUCAUUAAUGUUAAGGACCCGAAUUGGUGGCAGGUUAAAAAUAUAACUUCCCAAAGCGAUCAGAUUGGUUUGAUACCGUCCCAGGAAUUGGAAGAAAGACGUAAAGCUUUUGUAGCACCAGAGGCAGAUUAUGUGCAUAAGAUUGGCAUUUGCGGUACUCGGAUCUCAAAACGUAAGCGUAAAACUAUGUAUCGUUCGGUAGCUAAUUGUGAAUUUGAUAAAGCCGAACUAAUGCUUUAUGAAGAAGUGACACGAAUGCCACCUUUUCGACGAAAAACUCUGGCCUUAAUUGGUGUAUCUGGGGUGGGUAGACGUACUUUAAAAAAUCGUUUAGUUAACAGUGAUCCCGAUCGUUUCGGUUUCGUUAUACCACACACUACACGCCCAAAAAGAGCUCUGGAAGAGAACGGUAUUAGCUAUUGGUUUGUUGAUCGUGAAUGGAUGGAUCAAGAGAUUAAAGAGAAUAAAUUCUUGGAAUAUGGUGAAAAUAAUGGCCAUUUAUAUGGAACACAUAUAGAGUCCAUUAAGGAUGUCAUCGAAAGCGGGCGUAUGUGCGUCUUGGAUUGUGCGCCAAAUGCUUUGAAAAUUCUGCACAAUAGUCAAGAGCUGAUGCCAUUCGUUAUAUUUAUUGGUGCCCCUGGUAUGGAGCAACUGAAGUCUAUCUAUGCUGAACGGCGAGCCACAGGUUCAAAUAAAAAUUUGACGUUCGAUCGUCAAAGCUCGAUACGUUACAGCUCAAGACGUGCCCGCACUUUAGAAUCUCUUGCAUCACUUUAUGAGGAUGAUGAUUUAAUAUCGACCGUGGAGGAGAGUCGUUUUGUUCAACGCAAAUAUGAGAAAUAUUUCGAUAUGAUUAUUAUUAAUGAAGAUUUUGAUGACACGUUCCGUCAAGUCGUGGAGACAUUAGAUCAGAUGAGUCACGAAGAGCAGUGGGUGCCAGUAAACUGGAUUUAUUAGGAGACUUUCUUUGCAUUUCAACACAUUUCUCUGCUUUUGCUGCAAUCAUAGUAAAAUUCAACAAAAACGUAAAACGAAAGUGUUCUUAAGAGUAUGAAUGUUUUUUUUUUCUUUUUUAAUUAUUUAAUAGUUAGUAUGUAAACACAAGUUGAUACCAGUAAUCAAAGUUAAAAUUACGUAUAUUUUUAAGAAAUAGUCUCCAA
Molecule: messenger RNA, 2317 nt
Organism: Glossina fuscipes
Lineage: Eukaryota; Metazoa; Arthropoda; Insecta; Diptera; Glossinidae
Gene: vari
Product: MAGUK p55 subfamily member 6
Exons: 11
Coding region: 249-2114 (621 amino acids)
Cellular component (GO): cell-cell junction; plasma membrane
Molecular function (GO): protein binding
Source: RefSeq, a predicted model, not a curated record